UUUGUGGUUCUCACGCUCGUAGGUUAUAAUUAAUUUAGUACAACAACGAAAUGUGAGUUGCUGUUUUUUCUUUCAAUCGAGACUUGAGUUUUUUUUUCUCAAAUGAUAUUCUCUCCAUGAUUUUUCUCAAUGCAUUCUUAUUUACAAUUUUUUUUCUCUGUCCACGACAUUUUCCAGAAUAAGUGAUAGUUUUGAAUUCUCGUGCAUGCUUCACGAUCCAGAGCAGACUUCGAAAAUAAGCAUCGGCUGAAGAAAAAUCUUUCACUAAGAGUGAUAUUUUGAGGCAAGAGGUUAUCUAGAGAUGGAUUUCACAGAAUCGAUGAACGUUGUGCACAACAGAAUCCAACAACUUGAACCUGAAAAUGCGUCAAAAAUCAUCGGUUAUCUCUUGUUGAUGCAAAACCACGUCGACCACGACAUGAUCCGUCUCGCCUUCUGUCCAGAUUCAGUGAUGCAUUCCAUGAUCAACUUCGUUAAAUACGAGUUAGCUAAAGAUCCUCGUUACCAUAGCCCUCCAUCUUCUGAUCACAUGCCUAGUCGUAGUUUCGGAUCAUUCACUAGUUCAUCAAGCCAGCCACUCUCUGUUUCCGUUUCUCCUCCUUUGAGAACGUCCGGUUUCUGGGAGAAUUCAACGACCGAGAUUGAUUCGUUGCAAAACAAUGUUCAGUUCUUGAAUCUUGAAGAUUCUAUGACAAGCCCUGAUUUCUCUAAUGGCUUCUUUUCUCGUGAGCAUCAUCAAGGUAUGCCUUUAAGAACGAGCAGGAGAUCCCCGAGUUUACCCGAGUUUCCGGUAAAAGUCUGCCAUUACUUCAGCAAAGGAUUCUGCAAACAUGGUAACAACUGUCGGUACUUCCACGGGCAGAUCAUACCGGAGAGAGAGGUGUUUAAUCCAAACACCAACAACCUAAGUGACGAAGAACAUGUUGUUUCUCCCGGAUCACUGGAGAAGCUAGAAGGGGAGAUCAUAGAGCUGCUCAAAUCCAGAAGAGGUGCUCCAAUUUCCAUAGCUUCAUUGCCAAUGAUGUACUACGAGAAAUACGGUAGGACCCUUCAAGCUGAAGGAUAUCUCACAGAGUCACAAAGACAUGGUAAAGCUGGCUAUAGCCUAACUAAGCUUCUUGCUCGCUUGAAGAACACUAUCUGCCUCGUCGACAGGCCUCAUGGACAGCAUUCGGUUAUAUUAACAGAAGAUGUAUCAAAGUUUGUGGAAUGCAUGGGAGAGAGAAAUGAACAUGGAGCGAUCCUAGCUGGUUCUAGACAGAUUUACUUGACAUUUCCAGCAGAGAGUAGUUUCACUGAACAUGAUGUCUCAAACUACUUCUCCAAAUUCGGACAUGUGGAAGAUGUGAGGAUUCCUUGUCAGCAGAAGAGAAUGUUUGGAUUUGUAACUUUUGUUUACACAGAAACCGUCAAACUCAUUUUAGCUAAAGGUAAUCCUCAUUUCAUAUGUGGUGCUCGUGUUCUUGUCAAGCCUUACCGGGAAAAGUCACGCUCUAGUCGAUACCUUGACAAUAACAAGCCUUUACACGGCAUGCGAUAUGGCUCUCAAUACAUUGACAGAGACAUGGAGAUGCACACAUUGCCACCGCGGGUUAGCGAGAGCUCAAGACUUAUUAGGAACCAAUUUCUUGAGGAAGAUGACCAAUUGGUUUCGAAGUCCUUACCUACUAAUUACUCCUAUCUUGGCUUUUCCGAUGACUUUAAGCUAACCGCAGAUGCGGAGCAAGAGGAACAAGCUGGAAGGUUAAGCUAUCUGCUGGACUAUAUGAACCCCGAAGAUAAUGUCCUGAACUUAACCACUGACUAUAAUGACAAUGACCGGAGAAUCUAUUGUGAACCUUUGGACAGUCAAGUCUUGAAUCUACCCGAGAGCCCGUUUUCUUCCCUUUCGGGGAAGGAGAUUUCGACAGUUACAUAGAGAGACAGAGAGAUUAAUACCUAACCAAAAGGGAGAAGAAGAUAGGAGCAUAAAGGUUAGAGGAAAUUCCCAAAGAUCUAAUAAUCAUCGUCAGCAAAAAGAGAUUUGUCUAUUUUCAUUAUCUUCUUUCGGCUUUAGGCUGAUCGAUGGCAUGGAAACUUUAGGUUCUUUAGUAAUAACACCAAAGAGAAAGAACAAAGAGAAAAAUGAUAGAGAAACACAACAAGAAGUUGUUUGCUUCAUUAACAAUAUGAGCCGGACAGUUUGAGAAACAUCAAGUACAGGGUUUAUAUUAACAAUAAUUGAAAC
Molecule: messenger RNA, 2227 nt
Organism: Eutrema salsugineum
Lineage: Eukaryota; Viridiplantae; Streptophyta; Magnoliopsida; Brassicales; Brassicaceae
Product: zinc finger CCCH domain-containing protein 18
Exons: 6
Coding region: 302-1918 (538 amino acids)
Molecular function (GO): RNA binding; metal ion binding
Source: RefSeq, a predicted model, not a curated record